CCCAGUGCAGCCGCUACGCCAAAACCGUUUCACAGCUCUGUGCUCCUCAGAAGCUAACGUUAGCUAGCAAGCUGUCAAGCUGUCUAGUGGAGAGGCUGGGACAGACGUUUCAGCUUCCCCCUGGCUUGGCAACGCAAAGCUCCGGCCCACAAAAUCCCAAGAAAAUCUGACAGAAGAGAUUUUAGGUCGCCAGCUGAGAUAAUGUAAUACAUCACGGGCGUACGCAAAGAGGGACCUCCGCACUUACACCAUUUAUAUGCACUGAGUCUUGAGUGACGAUUGCUCGUUGCUAGCUAACUGGCUAGCUAGCCUAGCUAAACCACCGCAAACCCCCUAGUUUCGUCGGUGUACCCUCUCUGGUGUGAACUGAGGCCAGUCAGUCAUUGUCACUGUCGCAGCUUCCGUUGCUGUCAACCGGAAUUUUGGAUAUUUGGUCAUACAAGGGACACAAUGGGUGCAUUUCUGGACAAACCAAAGAUGGAAAAAUACAAUUCCCAUGGUGAGGGCAAUGAACUGAGGUAUGGGCUGAGUAGCAUGCAAGGUUGGCGGGUGGAGAUGGAAGAUGCACACACAGCAGUAAUUGGUCUGCCCCAUGGUCUCGACCGCUGGUCGUUCUUUGCUGUUUAUGAUGGGCAUGCUGGCUCUCAGGUGGCCAAGUACUGCUGUGAGCACCUGCUGGAGCACAUCACCAGCAACCCAGACUUCCAGAGUGCUCUGCAGGAUGACCCCUCUGUGGAGAACGUGAAGACUGGGAUCCGCACAGGGUUCCUGCAGAUUGAUGAACACAUGCGAACCAUCUCAGAGAAGAAGCAUGGUGUAGACCGCAGUGGUUCCACUGCAGUGGGAGUGAUGAUUGCUCCGAACCAUAUCUACUUUAUCAACUGUGGGGACUCACGGGGACUCCUCAGCCGGGGCGGAGCUGUGCACUUCUUCACACAGGAUCACAAACCCAGCAACCCUUUGGAGAAGGAAAGGAUCCAGAAUGCCGGUGGCUCAGUCAUGAUCCAGCGAGUUAAUGGGUCCCUAGCUGUGUCUCGGGCUUUGGGAGACUUCGACUACAAGUGUGUGCAUGGAAAAGGCCCUACAGAGCAGCUUGUGUCUCCUGAGCCUGAAGUUUAUGCAAUAGAGAGAUGUGAGGGAGAAGAUGAAUUCAUUAUACUAGCUUGUGAUGGCAUCUGGGAUGUCAUGGCCAAUGAGGAACUGUGUGACUUUGUCAGGUCGAGGCUAGAGGUGACAGAUGAUCUUGAAAGAGUCAGCAAUGAAAUUGUUGACACCUGCUUGUACAAGGGGAGCCGGGAUAAUAUGAGCGUUGUGUUAAUCUGCUUUCCUGGGGCACCAAAGGUAUCUCCGGAGGCAGUGAAACGGGAGGCAGAGCUGGAUAAAUAUCUGGAGGGCAGAGUAGAAGAGAUCAUCAAAAAGCAGGGGGAUGAAGGUGUCCCGGAUUUGGUCCAUGUUAUGCGGACGUUAGCAUCUGAGAGCAUCCCUAACCUCCCCCCUGGAGGAGAGCUGGCAAGCAAACGAAGUGUUAUUGAAGCAGUGUACAACAAACUCAACCCCUACCGAAGUGAUGACACAGACUCUGCGUCCACAGACGACAUGUGGUAACACAACCUCCUACCACUAACACAGCAUAGAGUUUACAAACCACCAUCCUCUCAAGACCCACAGCAGCUCAGCUCAGCAGUCUGUCUCUCCGUCACUCUGAGCUUUUGGUUUCUAAGAAGGGAAUUUCAUGGGAGGAGGAGCAGGAGGAGGAGGAGGAGGAGGAAGAAGAAGAAGAAGAAGAAGAGGAGUUGCAUGCACACAAACCUGGAAUAGUGCAGCACCAGUCCACUCUGGAGUUCAGGAUCCCCACCGUCUUGUCUCCCCCUUUAUGUUCACCCACCUUAAUACUCUCCUCUAAAGUAAUCCAUAACAAGUGAGUCCACAAGGUUUUCUUUCUUUUUGUUAAAUAAUCAGCUUAAGUAGUAAGAUUUUUUUUUUUUAGCUGUAAUUAAUUUGAUUCACAUUUCCUUGUGUGUGUUUGUAUAUUUCUGUUUUUGUGAAGUGCAAUUGUCCUGUACAAACAGCCUGUAUUUAAUGCAGCUUGAUUUUAAGUUAAAAAAUGAAAGAAAAGAAAAAGAGAACCUUUUAUGCACUAUCUGCCUUUUCCUGCUCUUCUGGAAUUGUAACAAAUGUCUAUUCAGUGAAUAUUACUGCUUGUCCUCCAGGCACAAUGUCUCUGCGCUUUUACUUUCUUUUUUUUUUUUUCUUUUUUUUUUUUCAGUUAGUCUAUGCUCCUUUAAGAAACGGGUAAAUUGUAUAGUUGACAGCACAGUAAGCUCUCUAUAUCAAAACCAUUUAAAUCCUUUUUUUUUUUUUCCCCUGUGCUUUUUUUAAUUGUAUUUUAUUUUUGUAAGUGGUUUUCUGUACAUGCUCAAAUAAUAAUGGCUAAGUAUUUCUAAGUAAUUUUGGAAGUUUGAAAGAGAUAACCUCUUUUUUUUUUUCAUUUCUUUGAGGCAUCUGAUGGGAAAAAAAAGACCCCUGUUAACACGUUUGUCUGGGCGAAUAGAUACUUGCAAGCGUGCGUGGGUGCUUGUGUGUCUGUAUGUGCGCACGUGUGUCAGUGUAAAGGCAGAUCUGUGUGUGCAACUCUAAUGUUAAUUUGAUACGGUGGUCAGACACGAGACCAGGCUGGAGUUUUAAGGGAAAUGCUAACCCCUAAUCUGCCCCUGUGUUCCACAUCAACCCAACAUAGGCUUUCACUACUUCUUAUUCCAAAAAAGCUUUUGGAUAACAGAGUUUACAUGCUGUUACGCUAUUUGAACAACUUCAAGCUAUAUAUCAGAACUAUACAGUAACCUGAGAUGACAUAAGUAGUUCAAUUUACCCAUGGUGUACAAUGGUUUGCAGCUAGUCAAGUCUAGACUAGUUUACACAUUUAUUGUGUCAUAUUUAAAUAUCAGUUUCUAAACAUUCAUUGUUACCAGUGCCCACUGCGGGUGCCAUAUGAUUUAUAAUCACUUGUUUCAGCUUUAUGACAGCCUAUGCCAAGUUUUUUUUUUUUUUCCAUGAGAUUCAGUUUUUGUAUGUGGUACAGAUAGAUUUUUAGCUUCUACUUUUUAACAUCUGAUAAUUUGACUGAUGUGAACAGUUUAAGCACUGACCAUUUUAGAGGUAAAAAAAAAUCACCUAUAUCCAGGCUGAUGAUAGGAGAAACUGUCGGCUCUAAAAACUAACAAGGCUAUUCUUUUCUUUACGUAGUUGGACAUUCAAACCAAGAACAAAUCUGCUAACUGCAAUGAGUUCUCCUGGUUGUAUCGCACCUUUGUAUCCCCCAUCGGUUUUUGCUCUGCCCUAAAAAGCCUCUCUCCCACUGCACCGCAAGCCAGAGCACAAUACAGUUUGCUGCUAUAGUGUAUGAUCUGUGGGUUGAUUCCCCCCCCCCCCCCCCCAGUUACUUUCCCCUCUGAAAACAAUGAAUAGUCACUGACUAAAUCUGUAUUUAACACACACACAGUAGAUAUAUUUCUUGAAGAGAAAUGGUUUUAUUUCAGAUUUAUUUUCUGCCAUUUUUUUUGUCUAAAAUUGCAUUGUUGGAAAUUUAUGUAUGUAUAUAUUUUUGACUUAAACUUUCAAGGAAUAAAUCAUGUCGCUUGAGUUAGUUUUUUUGCCAUGGACAAAAUGUGAUUCUGGUUUGUCUUUGGGAUGUUUAGCUGAGUAUUAGUGUUUCCCUCUAAUCACUUCGGUGUCUCUGAGCAACACCGAGUGUUUUAACUGUUUAAUUCAUAUAAUAAUGUACUUAAUUUGCAACUCCUAAUUUAUUAAAGUGACAAUCCUAACUAUGUCGCCGCAUUUAGGUUUGUGGUGGUAGCAAAUUAUUAAAUCUUUAAUAAGAAAACUGACUUUAAUCCUAAAUUAGCUGCUUUUUAAUAUAAUAUUUAUCUUUUGUGGCAAAAAGGCCAAAGACACUCAAAUUAUGUUAUUGUGAAAUCUAUAUAAGAAGAAGCAACAAUGUAAAGGAGCUCUAACCCUGUAAAUUUAAUACAGAGCAAUGUUAACUUUAUUUUGAGGUUUCCAUUCAGUCAGCUUUUUAAAGGUACUCUGUGGAGUUUUUGACCACUGAUGGUGCUGUAGAGAAACGUUUCGAUGAGCAGGUCUUCGCUCAGCUAGCAUAUGAACACGAUUGUGUGUAUCAACAGCUGGUGUCAUGGUAAUGAGGUGUAAAAGACGAUAAGCUGAUGUAAAAAAAAAAAGUCCAAGUUUAGAGACAGAAAAAAGGCCAUUGUGGUGUGUGGAAUAGCGUUGAACAUGUUUGUUAGGCCUUAACGACACGCACAUUUUAUUCUGGUGAGAAAUGUUGAAUGUAAACCUAACAGUGUGUUUACAGUGGAAACUCCACAGGGCACCUUUAAACAGUCAGUCACCUGAGAAACGACACGAACGUAGUUAUAAUUCAGUAGCUUUCUUUGUGUGUGUGUUUGCAUGGAAAUGUGGUUUUGCUGAAUUUUCCCUCCCAUUAAAAAAAAAGCAAAACAAUAAGAAGUAGAAACAGCAAAACAUGCUUAACUCACCUCUUUAGGUUUUUAAAUCACAGUAUUGUAAUUCCACCACAAUACUCACCAAAACCUACUGUGCUCACAUCAUGUUAAAUGGAAGAACUUGCCUUUUUUAUUUAGCUACGCAGUUUUAUUUUGCGAUGCAUUACUUGUACUUAAGUGAGCGCACUUAAUAUCUCUCGUCGGCACCCAGCUGCUUGUUGCAACCCUGAGAGGUGUUGCUUUAAAGCAACAUUUCAUGCAUUUUUUUUUUCACGUUUAAUAUGAAACAAACAAUAUAUCUUUGCAUCUCGUAGACAUCGAUACCCCCACACCCCUGGACUGACCGUCGUUGCUCAAGAGAUUUUACUAUUCAGGAUGUGGCCCUUAAAUGAUGCUGGUUAUUUAACCUAUUUCUAUAACAAACCACAGGAUGGAAAAUGUAGACAUAAGCUUUUUUUUAAUAUUCAAAAUAGCUGAAAUGUUAGCAGAUAUUAACUGUGACCUGGCUGUGAUUUGUCACAUCUGGGUGUUUUGUCUAAAUUAUAUAAAAUUUCCAUCGCUAGCUUUUCGUCCCUGUUCCUUAACUUAAGAGAAAAACACAAAAACAAAAAAAGAUCCCAAGCAUCUGUUCUCCUUUUAAUUCUUUCAUGAACUGAAAUACCUCAUAACAUUUUUUUAGGAAGUGUUUUUUCGUCUUGUUGCGUAGAUCCAAGCUGUUCACAAAGCAGUUCACAUGCAGAAUUUUUUUCUGUGGUUCUCCCCCUAGAGCAACACUGAUCUAUUAGAGUGGGGUAAGCCUGUGCUCAUGUACAGUAUUUGACUGAAUUGUGCUGAUGUGAAACAAGCAAUGAUUCAAGUGGCUACCACAAAUAACUUAUUUUAGUAAGUAGUAACACUAUUGGCCUUGUCGUAUAAGCUGCCCCCCCCCUUACCUUCACUGAACAACGCCCUCAGAUGCUCACCUGUGUAAUUUCACCGACUCAUCUACUCGUGUGGCGCUCACUUAGCUCAAAUCUAGAAUUGUAUCGAGAGUUCAGGGUUUUAGAAAUGUGAGAUGUGUGAUAAGUGACUAAAUGGCAGAAGUCAUAUGCACUGAUCAUUUGUAUAAUCAGCUUUUUUUUCUCAGAAAAAUUGUUAUUGUAGAAAAAAAAAGAUUAUAAAGCUAUUUGCAGAGUUACCUUUGGUUGCCUGGAAUGCAUCCUGUAUAUUCUUGUACGGAGAGGACUUACCUGGCAGACGUUAAAGAGAUUUUAAAUGCUUGCGCCCUCUUGUACAUAUCGAUGUACCUCGGUUGUGGCGUUUACUGUGUGACCCUUUGCAGUUGUGGUUUAUUUGUCCCCUCACAGGGCGACCUGAGCCUCACUUUGCUGACCUUUUUCAGCUCGUAAAUAAGCUCACCGAUUUGCCUUACCCAAUCUCAUGUUGCCCCCCUAAAGUACUCGUUCAACAAAACACUAUGAUGAGGAGUAACGCUGCUGAUGUUACACUCUUUCAGAUUCAAAACUGUCCCCGUGUUAGGGUACGUAAGCUAUCAGCAAAGUGACUUUGUCCUGGUUGUCACAUGGUACAACUUUUCAACCAUUGCUGGUUUGUAUGCUACUAUCCCCCCCCACCCCUCCCCACCCCAUGUUACCUUAUUGAAUCUCAGUCUUGAAAGCUUAUUUGAUUUCUCACUGCAGAUGAUGUCAUACUUUUAACUAAUGCAAGUGUUUUAACAUGGUAACCUCGUAAGCAUUCAAAAUGUGCAUACAUACAUUCAUGUCUGCUAUAUUUAUGAUUACAUUCAAGAAUAGCUUUAGAGUGCUGUAGAUAAGUAUUGUCAAUGUUGAUUCAAAUGCUUCUCAGAGGCCUCUGUGAGUGAUUUUACAAAGUUCAAUAACUGUAUAUUUUGUAUUAUGUUCUAGCUCCAAAGGAAUGGCAGAAAAAAAUGAAAAUGUUUAAAAAAGCUUUGUUCCCUGAACUAAAUUGUACUAUUUGUGUUGUCGAUUGAACAAAUUGCAUUCCUUGCUUGUGAAUUGAUGCAUUUCUCUCCCCUGCUCCUUAAAUUUUCUCUCCUUCUUUCCCUCCUUUCUUUCAUUUUUUAGCCUUUGAAGUUUGAAUAAAAUUUCUAGUUUGCAGAAUGUAUUACUAAAUAAAUGGGUUGUCAUCUUGUACCUCUCA
Molecule: messenger RNA, 6680 nt
Organism: Epinephelus fuscoguttatus (brown-marbled grouper)
Lineage: Eukaryota; Metazoa; Chordata; Actinopteri; Perciformes; Serranidae
Gene: ppm1aa
Product: protein phosphatase, Mg2+/Mn2+ dependent, 1Aa
Exons: 6
Coding region: 451-1605 (384 amino acids)
Biological process (GO): negative regulation of canonical NF-kappaB signal transduction; positive regulation of canonical Wnt signaling pathway; positive regulation of canonical NF-kappaB signal transduction
Cellular component (GO): cytosol; nucleus
Molecular function (GO): protein serine/threonine phosphatase activity; magnesium ion binding; manganese ion binding
Source: RefSeq, a predicted model, not a curated record